AUGAGCAAUGUAAAAUUUUAUUCACCUCCAAAGGCACACGUCGACGUUCUGGCCAAACCUCUCGACAACACCGAUCUCGUCAUCAUACGAGAUCGAGCGGUCUCGUCAUCACACGAGCCCGAGAAAACACCGAUCUCGUCAUCCGAGAUCGAGCGGUCUCGUCAUCACACGAGCCCGAUAAAACCGGUUUCGUCGAAGCACGAUCCCGAGAAAACAAGUGUUGCCGAAGCGCGACCCCAACCGGUUUUGUCGAAGCACGAUCCCGAGAAAACAAGUGUUGCCGAAGCGCAACCCCAACCGGUUUCGUCGAAGCACGAUCCCGAGAAAACAAGUGUUGCCAAAGCGCAACCCCAACCGGUUUCGUCGAAGCACGAUCCCGAGAAAACAAGUGUUGCCAAAGCGCAACCCCAACCAAUUUCGUCGAAGCAUGAUCCCGAGAAGACACCGAUAUCGUCAUCAUAUAUCGAGCGGUCUCGUCAUCACACGAGCCCGAGAAGACACCGAUCUCGUCAUCAUACGAUAUCGAGCGGUCUCGUCAUCACACGAGCCCGAUAA
Messenger RNA from Microthlaspi erraticum, 555 nucleotides. The record is from the annotation of a GenBank genome assembly. NCBI's taxonomy places the organism in Eukaryota, Viridiplantae, Streptophyta, Magnoliopsida, Brassicales, Brassicaceae.